This is a messenger RNA of Lingula anatina, 1249 nucleotides long. RefSeq lists its product as uncharacterized. The record is from RefSeq and is a predicted model, not a curated record. Gene Ontology annotation, molecular function: protein dimerization activity. Lineage: Eukaryota; Metazoa; Brachiopoda; Lingulata; Lingulida; Lingulidae.
UCAUCAAUCGGGCUCGGAAAGCAGUUUACUGUUUACCUUACUGUAGGACGAAGGCAAUAUUCAACAUUGGUAGAUAAAAGACAAAAUCAACGAACGAAUUCUAAGACAGAAAAUUAACGCUGACCGCACCGUUGGAUUACUUGUGGACCUGCGAAGCGUGAUUAACAAGAUUUUACAGCAGUGGUCAGUACUAUCGGCUAGCAUGGGUUGUACGCGUGAGAUGUCUGCAGAAGAAGACAUUGGAAAAGAUAGAAGUCGUAGGAAGUGCGCCAAAUCUCUGGCCGAGAAACGCCGCCGAGGACGAAUCAACUCGUGUCUGGUUCAGCUAAAGCGGUUGCUCCUGGCCAGUCAGGAGGGGGCAGACGACAAGGCCUCCAAGAUGGACCAGGCUGACGUCCUAGAGAUGACGGUGAAAUACCUGCGACGGUUGCGGCGGGAUGAGACGCAGGGGAGCGGUGAUGAAGAACACACACCGUCAAAAGCAAGCGAUAACUACAUACAGGGAUACAUGGAUUGCACAGACGCUAUUACAACAUGUCUGAAAAGAGAGGGCAACCUGGACAAAUUUAUUAAUUUUAGAAUGUUGGAUGAAGUGAGAAGUUACUCCAGGUCUCACAACUCUCUUACCAAAGAUGACACCAUCCAGGCUGAUUCAGCAUUCAUUCCAUCUACUCGGAGCCUGCAUUAUGAAUACGAGGGGUCGCGUGAUGAAAACCUGUCGUCUGCUUCACACAAGACAAGCCCCAUGUCUCCUUUUGUGCAAAAACUUGAUAACUUAACUGGCGAAGAAUUGCCAAACAGUCCCACGACGAAGAAACUAACAUAUUUACCGUUGUUUGUUUUCGUGAACACAGAACUCAAAGGCUCUCCAAACGUGGCAGACGGGAAAAUCAUAACAAAAGGACAACCUUUCGAGUUUAUGCCAUCGCCGACUGCCGACAGGGAAUCCACGGAAAAUUAUAGCGACGAAAAUGCAUCAGUUUGGCGACCAUGGUAGACUUUAAUGAACCGAUAUCUUUAUUUCAAUCUGACAGACAUUUAAAAUGCAUUUCUUUGUAUUAUAUUCUGCAUUUUCAGAGACAUCUUUAUGUGUCAAUAAAAGUGUGUGAAUAGAUUCAAGACCAUUUAAAGAUCUCUUAGUUUAUUAUUGGACCAGAUUUAUUUGUCACCAAGAGGCAGCAAGAACAGAUGCUGUAUUUGAAAGAAUAAUGCUUUUGAUAUAAUUUUUGUUAAUAAGAAGAAACAUGGU